Zootermopsis nevadensis is the source of this 2272-nucleotide messenger RNA. RefSeq names its product TAR DNA-binding protein-43 homolog (gene TBPH). The record is from RefSeq and is a predicted model, not a curated record. Gene Ontology annotation, biological process: regulation of gene expression. Gene Ontology annotation, cellular component: nucleoplasm; chromatin. NCBI's taxonomy places the organism in Eukaryota, Metazoa, Arthropoda, Insecta, Blattodea, Termopsidae. Gene Ontology annotation, molecular function: RNA binding.
UUAAUCCUCUCGCUUUGUUCCUUGGUUAUGUUCAGAGAUUAUACCCGCUUGUUACAUUUCCUCUGGAGCAUCGCUUGGUAUUUUGGCAAUCUGGUUAGGAGAGCGUUGUUUAGUAAUUACUGUGCAAAAGUUGUGAUUAAUCGGCGUCAAGCUGACGGCGGAAAUGAGUUCUUAUCUUCAAGUAGCUGAGGAUGAAGGCGAGGAACCUAUAGAGUUGCCUACAGAAGACGAUAGUACAUUAUUACUCUCAACUUUGGCCGCCCAGUUCCCAGGAACUUGUGGGUUAAAGUACCGUAACCCCGAAUCCCGAGCUAUGAGAGGGGUGCGUUUGGUGGAAGGAAGGUUACACCCGCCAGAAAAUGGAUGGGGAAAUUGUGUAUACUACUGCGUUUUUCCGAAAGAGAAUAAACGUAAAUCGGACGAUCACUUAGAAAAUUCCACUGCCAAGACGAAACGCAUGGAAACAAAACUGAAAUGCUCAGAUCUUAUCGUUCUUGGCUUGCCGUGGAAAACUACGGAACAACAGUUGCGGGAGUACUUUGAAUCAUUUGGUGAAGUGCUUAUGGCACAGGUUAAAAAGGAUCCUAAGUCUGGGCAAUCAAAAGGGUUUGGAUUCAUCCGCUUUGGGACAUACGAGUCACAGAUGCGAGUUUUGGCACAGAGGCAUAUGAUUGAUGGCCGGUGGUGUGAUGUCAAGAUUCCAAACUCGAAGAAUUUGGAUGCAGUGUGCUCUUCCACGAGGGGCGGAGAGAUUUAUAUUGGUGGCACCACUGCACUCUGUGAACCCAUUGACAUUGCUGCUGCUUACACUGAGUAUGGUGGAACUCAAAUGUACCAGUAUAAUGAAUUAGUCCCAUAUGUAUAUGAUCCAGGCUAUCAGUUUGGUAGCCCCAUCGGUGGUGUUUAUGUGGCCAGUGAUAGUUACAAAGUUAAUAGUGGAAUUUGUGACACAUCAACCAGAACUGUCAGUUAUUCUGUCAGUGGUGUUUAUAACAAAGUUGGUGAAACAGAUCAUUAUCGACCAUCUCACAUGCCUGAUGGAUCCCAUAAAGAUGAUAAUGUCAGUGGAUAUCAGCUUGACCAUUACACAAACUGGCAUCGAAUGUCUCUCAAGAAAGACUAUGGUGAUAUUCAUUGUUCAGAUAGUCACAGAUCUUCAAGUCAUGGGCUGUUUGGCCCUCAGAGCAGAGACAAGACUUGCCAUGAAAGGGACCUUGAUAUGACCUUUGACAGGUAUGACAGUGAAGAAAGAAGUUUGCGGUUUCCAGGAAGCCAUGAGCAAUAUAGUGAUCAUACAAAUUAUGAGAGAGCUCAAGAAAAAAAUUGCAGUUCUUUGGGGAACUUGCAUGAAUUUCAGAGGAAUUAUUCCAAGAUUCAUAGGCAUAGUUGCAGAUCAAGGGAUGUUGCACAUCGUUAUGCUGAUAGGUAUCUGGUAAAAGUAUCACGCAAGGAGCGUGAGAGAUCCCGUCAUGGAAGCAGUGACAGGAGCUACAAGCAUGGUAGUAAUGGCCAUGGGCACAAACACAGCAGAACUUCAACCAAGGAUAGUAGCAAAAACUACUAUGAAACAGAUGUCAGUGACAGUGAUGAAAAGGCACAUCACAAGCAUAAAUCAGCUGAAUUUGAUGACUGGGUUCAGAAACGUGGUGGUUACUCCAGAAGUGAAACUCACCAUUCAUCUGCUUCAGUGGCAGGACCAAAAACCAUACCUGUAAUUCAGUCACGGUAUUAAAAUGUAACAUUCUCCCAACAAAUUUCUGUACCCUUCUAUGUUGGUUCAUUUGAGGCUAGCUGAUUUAACAGGACUCUUUAUCCUGGUCUUUAAAUAAAAAAUGAAACUAAAUAUAUCUUGAAAGUUAUAGCAGAUACAUGGCUCUAACUUGUAACAUAAACUAAAAUUACACUGGUGGUUAUUUAAACAUCAGAUCAGCAAUAAAUUGCUUGUGAAACUGAAGUGGAGUUCAGAAUCAUUCUUGCCUCUUAUGAAAUACAGAUGUACAUGUAAUACCAUGAUCUAUAGUAAAAAUGGACUUCACAGUGAAAUGGAUGCGAAUAGUGCUUCCAUAAGUCUAUACAUAAUAUCAGAACAUACUUUUUUAUUAAAACAUAUUGUGCAGUGUUCUAAAUGUUUUGAGAUACUUUAUCUCUGUUUCAUUUGUUACAUGUUUAUGUUAUGUGCAGCUAAGUAUGAAGCAUAUUGUGAACAUUGAAAUUGAUGUGCAAAAUGCUGAUCUUUAAUUUAAAAUCAUAAAUUGUUGGCUUUGUAAACUUA